Molecule: messenger RNA, 2691 nt
Organism: Stegodyphus dumicola
Lineage: Eukaryota; Metazoa; Arthropoda; Arachnida; Araneae; Eresidae
Source: RefSeq, a predicted model, not a curated record
UUGUACUUGACCCAAUUUAUGGUCGCCAAUGAGACAAUGCAGACUCCGUACCGCUUGUACCAGGUUUCGAACCCCGUAUUUAAAGGGUAAGAGAAGACCCAAAGGAAUCAUUCUCAAUCCCACCAGCAUUCGAAGAGCAUCAUGAUUCGACUCGGAGCCGUAAUUCUUUUAGCUGUGGCUUGCACAGCAGCUCCUUUGGGAAAUACGGGUGCUAUUCUGUUUAGCAAUGCUCUUCACAAGGGUGCUCACCUGAAAGGACAUGCGUACGCUGCCGAAGUUCAUCACUCAGCUCCAGCUGCUCUUGCCUACUCCACUAGCCAACUGCAUGGUUUGUCAUCUCUGGCUCUUGCUCCCGCCGUAAGCAAGGGUUAUGCUUAUUCCUCUGAAGUGCGCCAUGCAGGUCCAGCUGUUGCAGUAGCUGCAGCACCAGCUGCUGUCGCUGUUCAUGGAGCUGCAGUUAAGGGACAUGCGUAUUCCACCGAAGUGCAUCACACAGCUCCAGCAGCAGUUGCCUAUUCGUCUCAAAUCCAUCAUGCAGCACCUGCCGCAGUAGCAUAUUCAUCUGAAGUUCAUCAUGCAGCACCUGCAGCUAUUGCUGUCGGUGCCCCAGCUGCUGUCAAAGGGUAUGCUUAUUCUUCUGAAGUGCAACAUGCAGCUCCCGCAGCUGUAGCAUAUUCCUCUGAAGUCCACCAUGCAGCACCAGCAGCUGUCGCCGUAAGUGCCCCAGCAGUCAAAGGGUACGCUUAUUCCUCUGAAGUUCACCAUGCAGCACCUGCAGCUGUUGCCGUAAGUGCUCCAGCAGUCAAAGGAUACGCUUAUUCUUCUGAAGUUCAACAUGCAGCUCCAGCAGCUGUUUCAUAUUCCUCCGAAGUUCACCAUGCAGCACCUGCAGCUGUUGCCGUAAGUGCUCCAGCAGCUAAAGGAUACGCUUAUUCCUCAGAAGUUCACCAUGCAGCACCUGCAGCUGUUGCCGUAAGUGCACCAGCAGUCAAAGGAUACGCUUAUUCUUCUGAAGUUCAACAUGCAGCUCCCGCAGCAGCUGUUGCAUACUCCUCCGAAGUUCACCAUGCCGCACCUGCUGCUGUUGCCGUAAGUGCUCCAGCAGUCAAAGGAUACGCUUAUUCUUCUGAAGUUCACCAUGCAGCUCCCACAGCUGUCGCUUAUUCCUCUGAAAUUCACCAUGCCGCACCUGCUGCUGUUGCCGUAAGUGCUCCAGCAGUCAAAGGAUACGCUUAUUCUUCUGAGGUUCAACAUGCAGCUCCCGCAGCUGUCGCUUAUUCCUCUGAAGUCCAUCACGCCGCCCCUGCAGCUGUUGCCUAUUCAUCUGAAGUUCAUCACGCAGCACCAGCAGCUGUUGCUGUCAGCGGCCCAGCUGUCAAAGGGUACUCUUAUUCCUCCGAAGUUCAUCAUGCAGCACCAGCCGCUGUUGAAGUAAGUGCCCCAGCUGUCAAAGGUUAUGCUUAUUCCUCUGAAGUGCAACAUGCAGCAGCACCAGCUGCUGUAGCAUAUUCUUCAGAAGUUCAUCACGCUGCGCCUGCAGCAGUAGCAGUGUCUGCCCCAGCAGCUGUAGUCUAUUCUUCUCAAGUCCAGCAUGCAGCUCAAGCAGCUAAAGGUCAUGCUUAUUCAGCCAAAAUUGAGCAUGGAAGCUCAGCUGCUGCUGCAGCACAGGCAGCUGCUCAAGGUUACGCUUCCGAAAACCAGCACGGAGCAGCUGGCGCACAGAAACUUGAACAGAGUCAACAAGGAUUUUCUUACUCAUCUGGAAUUCAACAUUCUGGCCCUGCAGCAGCUAUUUCAUACAGCUUUGGGGAGGAAAAAGCAGCUCAAGAAUUUAAAGCACGAGAAGCUUCUAAGAAGAGUGAAGAAUCAAAAGCAGCAGGGCAAUUUUAUUCUUCAGAUAUAAGCCAAGGAGCAGCUGCAGGUUCUGGAGCACCAAGGGGAGCUGAAGCAGUUAAAGGUUAUGCUUAUGCAUCCGAAGUUCAUCACGCAGCCCCAGCAGCAGUAGCAGUCCAUGCAGCUCCAGCAGCAGUAGCAGUCCACGCAGCACCAGCGGCAGUAGCAGUACCCGCAGGAAGAGCUUACGCAUAUUCUUCUGAAGUCCAUCAUAGUUCCCCAGCUGUUGCUGCAGCUGUAGUUGCUGCCCCUGCAGUCAAAGGACAUGCAUAUGCCACGGAAGUGCACCAUGAAGGACCCGCUGUUGCAGUUGCUCAUGGUCCAGCCUUUGGCGUUCGUACCAAAGCAGUCUCAUACUCUACUGGAGUACAUCACGCACCAGCUGCUGUCGAAACACAUCAUACAGUUAUCAACAACUUCAAAGGCACACCUUUCGUAGGCCACUAAGAUUAUGAGAAUAGCUUUUAUAUAUUAGGCAUUUUCAAAUUAGUGGUGAUGCGAACCAAAGAAAGCAUGCUGAGCAAGACUAAGGCAAUGGGGAAUAUUCUUUCAUGAACUGUUCUUGUUGGUAGAGGUAAUAAAUCUCUCUCAGAAUUUUAUAAUUUAUGGAUACAAUGUGGUGCGAAUGCUUCGAACUCCUUUCUUUCAGGAACUGUUCUUGUUAGUCGAGGUAAUAAUUCUCUUUCGAGAAUUUCAUAAUUUAUGGUUACAAUAUGGUGCGGAAUGCUUAGAACUCUCACUAAAUAAAAACAAUUACAUCAUGUAAUGAAAAAUAAAUGGAAGUUAUUAUAAAAAGUA